Molecule: messenger RNA, 2839 nt
Organism: Medicago truncatula (barrel medic)
Lineage: Eukaryota; Viridiplantae; Streptophyta; Magnoliopsida; Fabales; Fabaceae
Product: YTH domain-containing protein ECT4
Exons: 8
Coding region: 320-2404 (694 amino acids)
Biological process (GO): mRNA destabilization
Cellular component (GO): cytoplasm
Molecular function (GO): mRNA binding
Source: RefSeq, a predicted model, not a curated record
UCAACAAGCACCCCAAAAUGAUCAACACAGGGUUAUUUCCGUAAAUAUAUAAAAGUGAGACUACGAAACACCAAAACGCUUCGUAUCUUUAUAUAGUGCCAGCCACAAUCUCUCUCUCUCUCUACUCCACUCGUCUCUCUCUAUUGUUUCUCAAAAGCCUUCUUUUUUCACAAAUUCGGUUAUGGUUAGGGUUUCAUAAUUCGCAUUUUGCAAAAUGUUGUACAAAUCAACUCAUUCUCAAUUUUCAUUCUCUAAUUCGAAAAUUAUGAAUUGAUUCUACUUUUUCAUUCUUCUUCUUUUCAGUGUCGGCAGUUGUGAUAUGGAAACGCAUGAUGUUUCUCAAGCUAGGCACCAGAAUGCUUACUGGGUUGAAGGGGCUGAUAUAAAUUCACAGUUCACAAGCCCAAACUUUGAACAAUCUGGAGUAAUGAAUAAUGAAGGAGCCCCUGAAUUUGUUGAUCAGAGCAUGUAUUACCCUGCUGCCACCAAUUAUGGGUAUUAUUGUACAGGAUUCGAAUCACCCGGUGAAUGGGAGGACCAGUAUAGGAUUUUUGGUGUAGAUGGUCCAGAUGUCCAGUACAUGGGUGGACAAGAUGAAAGUUUUCCGUUAGUAUAUUACAACAACUAUGGAUAUGCACAGUCUCCAUACAAUCCAUAUAAUCCGUAUAUACCUGGUGCCGCGGUAGGAGUUGAUGGCUCAUAUGGAGGAGGACAAUCUUAUUACACCCUCCCCAAUCAUCAAAACCCUGCUUCACCUGCUUAUGACCCCCUUGUUCAACUAGACAAUUUUCCUGAUAGUUCUGCAAACUCCGUGUUUGGAGCCAGCGCUUCUGUAAGCAGAAGUGAUGGAAGAGGUUUGAAACAAAAGUUCAAUGAAGCUUCUGGUAACUUUUCUAGGAACUCGUUAAUACUUUCAACAAAUCAAACAAGUUCCGUGGCCAUGGUAUCAGAAGGGCCGAGAGCUAACAAUGGGAGGAAGCAAGAUUUGACACAUGCAAAUGUUUCUGGAAGCAGGUCUCUCAACGCAGCAUCAUCUGCUGUUCAUCAGGAUAGAAGAACUGAUGCUUCAGUGCAACCUGUAGAUACUAUCUCUAAUGGGAAUGUUAUUUCUCAUCAUAAUCAAUUGAUAGUAGCUUCUUCACGAAGUGGAUUUUCUGAUUUUGCAGCAAAUGCUAAUGGACAGUCUUCAGUUGCUAAGCUUAGGCCAAAGGCCCUUGGACUAGGAUCAAGUGAUGGAAAUGUUAGUGCUGAUGUAUUGGGUGAUCAAAAUCGAGGCCCUAGGACUAGUAGAUCAAAACAUCAACUGUCUGUGAAAGCUUAUACGACCAAGGUAGGAGGUGGUAAUGAGCAAGACAGCAUCAUCAUUUAUACCGACCAAUACAACAAGGAGGAUUUCCCUCUUGACUAUGAUAAUGCAAAGUUUUUUGUUAUAAAAUCAUACAGUGAGGAUGAUGUGCACAAAAGCAUUAAAUACAAUGUGUGGUCUUCUACAGUUCAUGGAAACAGGAAGUUGGGAAAUGCUUAUGAGGAUACAAAGAAAGUAUCAGCUGAAAAAUCUGGAGUCUGUCCUAUCUUCCUAUUUUUUUCUGUUAAUGCUAGCGGUCAAUUUUGUGGAGUUGCAGAGAUGAUUGGCUCUGUUGACUUUAAUAAGGACAUGGACUUUUGGCAGCAAGAUAAAUGGAGUGGAAGCUUUCCUGUUAAGUGGCAUAUCAUAAAAGAUGUUCCAAAUCCAAAUUUUAGGCACAUCAUACUAGACAACAAUGAGAACAAGCCAGUAACUAAUAGCAGAGAUACACAAGAGAUAAUGUAUUCUAAAGGAUUGGAAAUGCUGAAAAUAUUCAAAAAUCAUACUUUGAAGACAUCGUUGCUUGAUGACUUCAUGUAUUAUGAAAACCGUCAAAAGAUCAUGCACGAUCAGAAAGCCAAGCUCCUAAUCAGAAGUUUCAAAAGUCCAGUAUUCAUACCAUCAUUGGCACCUCGAAAGUUGAAUAUUGUUCCUGACAAACCACCCAGCAAGUAUGAGAAGAAUGCAAGGCUCAAGGAUGAUUCUAAUAGCUUAAAUCAGAUGUCCAUUUCAAAUUCUGAGCAGAACAUCCACAUUUCUGAUGUCCCAAACAUCAAGUCUGUGAAUGAGCAGGCUGAGAAAAUUGCAGUUGAAGAAGAUAUCUCCUCUAUCUUAAAGAUUGGUUCAAUCGCUAUUACCCCGAAGCAGGUUGCAACAAAACAAUCUGGCAUUGGUAGCCGAGAACAAAUUGACAUUCUUACAGUAGGCUCAGUGCCAGUUAAAGUUAAUGGGUUAGCUGGCUCUUCUGGGUUCUUGAAAGUUGGCAGUAUACAACUUGACCCAAAAGCAUUACAACCACAAAAGGGAGAUGCUGCCGCUAAAAGUAGUUUCCAAAAAUAAAUUUUGCGCCUGUGUUUUGAUUCGUCAUCUGGUACUGUCAAGUUGAAUUAACAUCAGUACAUCACUUGAUUGUAUCAUGCAGUUGGGAAGCUGUUUCUUUUUGAUCUAUUUCUGUUGCUAAUGCUUUGAUACAAAGGCCCUUCCCAUUAUCAUGGGUUUUCAAGCAGUAAUGUUGACUCCUAGAACUUCCAAUUUUUUGUCUUUCCUUUUGCACACAUACUUGGGUCAGUUUUCUUUGUUUCAAAUUUCAACCAAUCUUUGUUGAGAAGGAUUGAAAGCUUCUCACCAUUUUCAUUCCAUGUGAUUGUUAUAUUCACAAGAUCUAUCUUUGUUGUUAAGAAUGUAUUUGUUCCAUUUUGGUUUUGAAGGUUUCGAAAUGUAGUAUAUGACUGAAUGAGAGCUUAUUCUUUAACAAUAUUAAAUUCUUUUGGUUUA